This is a messenger RNA of Dryobates pubescens (Downy woodpecker), 899 nucleotides long. It is a transcript of the gene TRIQK, whose product is annotated as triple QxxK/R motif containing. The record is from RefSeq and is a predicted model, not a curated record. The transcript is spliced from 3 exons. NCBI's taxonomy places the organism in Eukaryota, Metazoa, Chordata, Aves, Piciformes, Picidae. Bases 17 to 277 code for a protein of 86 amino acids. Gene Ontology annotation, cellular component: endoplasmic reticulum membrane.
UUUUGGAUUGAAAACCAUGGGUAGAAAAGAUGCCUCUACAGCAAGGACUCCUGUGGACCAGUACAGGAAACAAAUAGGAAAACAAGAUUAUAAGAAAACCAGGCCUAUGUUAAGAGCUACAAGAUUAAAAGCAGAGGCCAAAAAAACUGGACUAGGAGUAAAGGAAGUUGUCCUUGUCCUUGCAGCUAUACUGGUGUUUGUGUUGGCUUUCUAUGCUUUCUUUUAUCUUAACAUUUCCAGUGAAGUUGACCUUGAUCUGGAUCCAGAUGAACACUAGCAGAUGCAAUGAAUCUGCCGUCGAGAUUGCUUCAGCGCGAACGAGGCCACCUAGGAACACAGAGUCCCUUCCCUGUGAGACAGCAGCCCCAAAUUCAUAAGGCAGUUUUGCAACACACCAGUCACUUUUGCAUUCCAGAUCUCCAAAAAUAAGAGAGCACUCCUGCCUGGCGUGUGUGUUUAGUUCACACCAAGGGCAGGAGCAGCAGGGUAAGGGUCACAGAGCACUGGAGCAGGCUGCCCAGAGAGGUUGUGGAGUCUCCUUCUCUGGAGACUUUCAAGGCCCUGUCUGGAUGUGUUCCUCUGUGACCUGAGCUCGAUUGUAUGGUCCUGCUCUGGCAGGGGGGUUGGACUCGAUGGUCUCUUUGGGUCCCUUCCAGCCCCUGACAUCCUGUGACCAUAGAUGAAGUUUGUUGUUUACAUUAUCUUCUUUCCUGAGGCAGAGAACUUUGAUGUCAAAAGACAGGUGCUAUUGUUCUCGCGGGUAUUGACGCUGACUUCACAGGAGGACAGUCUGCCUUGACUAAAUUUAGGAAUCAAAGCUUCCUAAUUGCCAAAUGAGGUUCCUUGCCAAAAAGAAAGCAGGAAUACCAAAUAAAAAGGUCUUUUCUUGAUUAGCAUUU